AUGGACCCCCAACAGUCUGCCCUCCCACUACAGCUGCACGGCAACAGUUUUGCAAUGAGGGCUGGACAAGAGCCAAAACUUAGCACUGGAUACAAAGAAGGAGAAGGAGAAGGAAGAGCAGGAGGAGGAGGAGGCCAAGUGGCUGAACUCCAUCUGCAAAACAUGACCUCCUCCGCUCGUGUCAGUUCCAGGUUGAACCCGGAUGAAGAGCCUCAGGUUCGCCGCCAUGCUGACAGCAUGCUGGACAUCCAGAGGACGAGCUGCAGUUUCCUCAACAUCUGCCACUCGGGGCUCAUCUUCCCCUGGAUGACUUCGAGAGCAACCGCCUCCAGACUGUCUGACGGAGGCGGGCGGAGGGCGAGGAGGGAGAGGACAGCCUUCACCAACAGGCAGCUGCUGGAGCUGGAGAAGGAGUUCCACUUCAGCCCCUACCUGUGUCGGCCCCGCAGGCUGGAGAUGGCAGCCGGGCUGAAGCUCACCGACCGCCAGGUCAAGAUCUGGUUUCAGAACCGCAGGAUGAGGUACAAGAAGGAGCACAAGUACGGGAGAGUCACAGGGUGGUCUCCCUGCAACCUGGCGUCCGGUUUGAACUCUUGUGCAGAAAGCCUGAAGACUCCAACUGCGUGCAUCAUCAGAACUUCCACCUGCUCAGAGCUGCACUCCGUGGAUUACUCUGCCAUGUCCUCCCUGUUUGGAUCUUUUGGCGACAGCAGCGGUGGUCAGAGUAUCCACCCUGCAGAAACGCCCCGUCUAAACUGCAUACUUCCAUCUGUUGAAAAUGGUCCACCACCCUCCUGCACGGGCGUAGAUAGUCAUCAUCAUCCUGGCAUUUCAAACUGGCCCUAGAGCCCCAUAAUGACCAUCCCUCCUGUGCUCAUCAAAAUCUCAAUGAUACAUCUACUUUCACUUACUUUUGAAAGGAUAGUCUGAUCAGCAUCCCUGGGCUCAAAUCCCCUUAAUGCACCCCUUUCACCACCACAAAACAUUUUAAUUAAGCUAUAUGAACACGUCUUAAUUAAA
Salarias fasciatus (jewelled blenny) is the source of this 1020-nucleotide messenger RNA. Its product is annotated as homeobox protein Hox-D4b-like. Gene Ontology annotation, biological process: regulation of transcription by RNA polymerase II; embryonic skeletal system morphogenesis; anterior/posterior pattern specification. The record is from RefSeq and is a predicted model, not a curated record. Bases 1 to 846 code for a protein of 281 amino acids. The transcript has 2 exons. Lineage: Eukaryota; Metazoa; Chordata; Actinopteri; Blenniiformes; Blenniidae. Gene Ontology annotation, molecular function: RNA polymerase II cis-regulatory region sequence-specific DNA binding; DNA-binding transcription factor activity, RNA polymerase II-specific. Gene Ontology annotation, cellular component: nucleus.